CAGCCACGCCCCCUCAAAUUUAUCAAAGACAAGUGAUGCGAGCUGAGUCUGGAUGAUAAUGUCUCAGGAGGAGCUGGAAGAGCCGUGGGGCCAACUGAUAUCCACUAGCAACGUCGCUGGGACGGAGGAAGAGAGAGUCCCCGUACUGGGACACAAGUUCCUGAUAGGAAGAGACAAAGACGUGGAGCUGGUGGUGGCGGAGAACAGGUUUGUCUCCUCGCGGCACUGUCUGUUGGAGAGAGAUGAGAAGGGAGGGAAAUGGAUAAGUGAUUCCAGCUCUAACGGAACACUACUCAACGGAGCAAGGCUCCAGAGACACAAGAGAGUCAAGUUGAGGGAUGGCAAUGUCAUAGGUGUGGUGUUCAGGAGGGACAAGCCUGAUUUCAACUUGUCAUACAGGUUCCAAGAUCUCGUUCCGACUGACCCAUCGUCUGAGGCAGGUGCAGGAACAGAGGAGGAAGGAGACGACACUCUGGAUUUGACACAGUCCCUUGAUGAAGACACUGAGAAUAGGGAGGACAACGAUGUAGUGGAGAGGAGAGGUGGAGGAUGUAAGAGGAGACUGACAGAGGAAGAGAGCAGGAGUGGACCAGUGGCCACUGUCGAUGUGGAGAAGGAUUCUAAGAAGGCAGGUCAACAGGAAGAGAGUGCUAGUGACCUUACAAAAGAGUGUCUGAAGAAGAAGGAUGAGGAGGAGGAAGAGGAGGAGGCUGGUAGCUCUAAAGCUGGGGCAGAUGUGCCUGCACUUGUCAAAACAGGCUCCAUUGAACAAACCCUCAUAUGCCAGAUAUGCCAGGAAAUCUUCCAUGACUGCAUCAGCCUGCAGCCAUGUAUGCACUGCUACUGUGGCGGCUGCUACUCAGAGUGGAUGAAGGAUUCUAAUAAAUGCCCAGCAUGUCGGUGUAAGGUGAAGAGAGUCAACAGGAACCAUCUUGUCAACAACCUUGUGGAAGCCUUUCUCAGGGCAAACCCAGGGAAAAAGAGGUCAGAAGAGGAUUUGAAAGAGUUGAAUGAAAAGAACAAGAUCACCAGAGACAUGCUGUACCCAAAGCGGCGGUAUGACGAUGAUGACUAUAGCCACAGUGACACUGAUAACUCAGAAUAUGGUUCCUCUCCUCCUCCAUUCAUAGGUGGACCUUCGUCCUUCUUUGGCUCAGGUUCAGCAUCAAACUUUGGUGGUCGGCCAAUCCCUGGCCAGUUCCACUGUCGCCAGUGUCCGACGUAUGUGGGCCCCUCCCCCUCCUCCCAUCCUCCCCCUCCCACCUUCACCUGCUCCCCCUCCUCCACCAACCACAUCCUCUGCCAGUGCUGUUUCCUGCCCAUGCCAGACCGCAGAGCUGAGGCAGACUCCAACACACCACCUCAGAAAUGUGCACUGUGCAACCAGCCAUUCUGUCACAUGUACUGGGGAUGCUCUCAACCGGGCUGCAAUGGGUGCCUGUCCCUCUUCAAAGACAUGGAGGUCAGUGAGGCUUCUCUGAGCAGUAGCAUCAAUGAAAACCCCUUCGAAUGGAACGUUCUGAAGGACUAUCUCCAGGGGCAGAGUAAGACUGUGAAGGAUAUGCUGAGAGAGUGCAUUAGCAGACUGGACUCUGGACAACACCACUGCUCAGGUCUGCCAGUAUGGAAAGUGGCAAGUGUGGCUAGUGAAGCCAUCAGUGACACAAAACACUUAUAUCAUGCUGGCUUGAGGUUUAAAUCGCUCCUAUGUAAGGGCUACAUUUAGACUAAAAACGGAAAUUAACUUUCACUGCCAUCUUUAUGUACCUUUGGAUUGUGAGGCUUACGGUUUUACUGUCUUUCUUUGGCAGAUUUGCGCAUCACCUCUGAUGUAGUCACAUGUCGCAGGUGUGCCCUGACACCGAUGAAGCAGCUGGUGUACCUCUACCGCUCUGACAUACCAACCAGUGACCUCCCUGGUACCGCAUGCAGUAUAAUAUGUUCUUUUGUUGGCAAAUAUUGACGUCAGUUUCAUUGACGUAUUAUGAAGACACAUGAAACUGUUCCAUACUGUGGAAACCGAGACCGACACCAAUUGGAGAAGAAAGUGGCCAUGGUAUUAGUGAGCUCAGGGUGUCCUUACUGAGAGGUUCCACUGUACUCCCACAGUUGGUUGAUUGACUGGCAAUUAAUAAUCACCAACACUAGAUCUUUGGCUAUACUAUUAGUGGCCCUGUUACAGUUUUUGCCCACUGCUAGGCAGAACCUGUACAAUACAAACCACCACAGUCAACCAGUACACGCUCUGAAUGCUGUCAAUAUUGACUCCCCGUAGAGUCAGCCAGGAGAAGGCCAGACUGCCACUGGGGCAAAAACUGUCGGACCCAGAAACACAACGCAAGCCAUGCUGCGAGGUACAACCAUGUUUGUGAACAGACACGGACUAGCUAACAUGAACUGUAGUACUGACUUCAUUUUGAGUUCUCCUUCACCUCUUCUCAUACUAGAAUAAUGUAUUGUGUUGUGUUUAAUAAUAAUUAUAGUAUAUAGGAAUGGACA
Messenger RNA from Geodia barretti, 2499 nucleotides. NCBI's taxonomy places the organism in Eukaryota, Metazoa, Porifera, Demospongiae, Tetractinellida, Geodiidae. The record is from the annotation of a GenBank genome assembly.